Linum tenue is the source of this 1962-nucleotide messenger RNA. The record is from the annotation of a GenBank genome assembly. Lineage: Eukaryota; Viridiplantae; Streptophyta; Magnoliopsida; Malpighiales; Linaceae.
AUGGGUUGCGUUUUCGGGAAAGAGCUGAGCGGCAAGAGGCCGACCGGCGGUGGAGGUAGAGGAGGAGUAGGAGAGUCUCGCCGUCACAAUCAGCAGCAGCAAGUUGGUGCUGUGGAAAAUCAGAUCGGAAAUGGAGUCGGGAAGGAGAUUAGUAGUAGCAACAACAAUACGGAGGAAGAAAGCUCCGCUGCUGCUAGUGUUAGCAAGCCGAAAGGCGAGAGGAGAAGGUCUUCCAUGAGCGCGACGGUGCUCGGAUCGCCACCCAUCCGACUGGUGGCUCGCCCGUGGCCGGAGAAAGAGGCGCGGAAGGAGUCGUUUGCAGCAGCAGUGGUCUGGUCCACUGAGUUGCGGUCUCUUAUGUUUUUUUUCUGGAUUGUGUCCAUUGGUUUUCGGUUCGUCCAAGAGCGGGAAGACGACGGAUUUAAGAGGCUGCGGCGGUGGCUGUCUCCGUUUCGGGGAAGGAACACGGAGAAGAGGAGAAAGGCCAAGGCUUUCCCCGGUAAGAUCGACCGCAUUAGCGCGUUGCCUGAUGGGAUCCUUGUUGAGAUUCUUUCUCUCCUGACCCUCAUAGAAGCAGUCAGGACCUCAGUCCUCUCUCAGAGGUGGAUUGAUGUAUGGAAGUUUGUUCCGGACUUGGACUUCCAUGCUUUAGCUGUGAGGCUUCGUGCUGUGGCGAUAAACGGUCGCUUGGACGUACGGCUCCUCACAGGGGAUGAGGUUCGUCUCCAGAAGCACGUUUCAGGGGUUAAUCAGGUCUUGGAACAGCAUCGAAGUCCAAAAGUGAAUCAGUUCCGAGUAUCGUUGGAGUUAAAUUAUGUAUCAAAUCCUGAUGCCGAUAUUGACAGGUUGAUGGUGUUUCCAAUCUCGAAAAGAGUCGAGAGGCUAGAACUGGAUUUCGGGGAUUCACCUCCUGGAAAAAGAUCCUGUGUUCUCUCAGAGCCCUCUCUGAAUUACAUCAGAACAGCGGAGGGAUUGUCGAAUAUCCGAUUCCUCAAAUCCUUGAUACUGAAACAUGUUGAUGUAGGGAGUGACACCCUUGAGCAUUUCCUUUGCAACUGUCCUCUGCUUGACAAAUUGGUGGUCUGGGGGUCUUAUUAUAGUUUAGUAAAGUUUAAGGUACCGGCUGGCACUGGGUUGAAGCACUUGGAUGUUAACCACUGUAGCCAUCUGAAAGCGAUGGAAAUCCAUGCGCCUAAUCUCAAGUACUUGAGAUAUGCAGGUCCGAAGAUUGAUCUUCGUAUGGAAAAUGUGUGUUCGAGUAUCCUCGAAUUGGAGUUGCAUAUAUGGUUGAAUGACUACUCGGUUCUCCAUCCUCCUAACACGUUCACUCAGUUAGAGGCCCUCACUUUGACGAUUUCCACUAUACGAAGGGCAUCCUUUCUCGAGCCAGUCGAGGAUUUAGCAUCUCUGAAGCAGCUGACUGUGUUCGUGGAUGGUCAGUGUGAUGCUUGUGCGCUGGGACUGAUUCCACUGAUAAACUCUUGUCCUUGUUUGCAUCAUUUGUCAAUCAGGCUGUUGACAUGCGGAGACAGCAGGGGGCUUGUUGGGCCGACUGGUGAGGUGGAGAUGAAAAGGGAGAGCGUCAGAGUGGUGGAAGUAACUGGCUUUGCUGGUGCUUCUGCUUUCUCGCUUGGGACUCAUUUUGUGGACUAUGCGAUCAGGAACUUUGUCAUGCUUGAGAAAUUAGUUCUUGAUCGUCGUAUGCACCCGUGCCACGGAAACGAGAUAACACAGCCCUUGAGCAAGGAUGAUGAAGAUGCAGAUGCGUGCCUUGAGGGGCUAAAACCCAAACUACCCUCAAAUAUUGAACUCGUCACCAUUUAGAUACAACUUCUUUUUCUCAAAUUUACUGGCUUUGCUGCCUGUUGUCUUGGGCCUGUACUUCGACUGGGAUGCACAAUGCUGUAUCUAUCAACUUUUAUUUAUUGAGUUGCAAUAAGAAGAGUUUUUUUUCUUUUUCCA